This is a messenger RNA of Grammomys surdaster, 343 nucleotides long. Its product is annotated as ELKS/Rab6-interacting/CAST family member 1-like. Bases 1 to 303 code for a protein of 100 amino acids. Lineage: Eukaryota; Metazoa; Chordata; Mammalia; Rodentia; Muridae. Gene Ontology annotation, cellular component: cytoskeleton of presynaptic active zone. The record is from RefSeq and is a predicted model, not a curated record. Gene Ontology annotation, molecular function: structural constituent of presynaptic active zone. The transcript has 4 exons. Gene Ontology annotation, biological process: regulation of synaptic plasticity; neuromuscular synaptic transmission; maintenance of presynaptic active zone structure.
AUGACAGUCAAUAGGAAGUGUACAGUAUUCAGGCAAGAAGCUCUUCUGGCUGCUAUUAGCGAAAAGGAUGCUAACAUAGCUCUUCUAGAGCUUUCCUCCUCAAAGAAAAAGACUCAAGAAGAAGUGGCUGCACUGAAACGGGAGAAGGACCGCCUGGUACAGCAGCUCAAACAACAGACACAAAAUCGAAUGAAACUAAUGGCUGACAACUAUGAGGAUGACCACUUCAGAUCCUCCCGUUCCAAUCAGACGAACCAUAAACCCUCCCCAGACCAGGAUGAGGAGGAGGGUAUAUGGGCAUAGCCAAUCAGAUGCUCUUAGUUCAGCCAUUUUGUUCAGAACG